AGACUCUUUCAGCUGGAGGAAGCUUCAACAGCUAUAGAAUCAAUCGAAAAGGAACGUAACUUUUAUUUCUUGAAAUUGCAAAAGAUUGAAACGUAUUGUCAGAAUGCUGGCGAAAAUGCGGAAGUGCCAACGAAACCGAUCUUCGAUGUAUUGUACGAAGUUGAGGAAGGCUUUGCUGCUCCGGAAGACAUUGAAACCAAUGGUGUCGACGAAGAAGCUGAAGAGAAUCCGAAUGUAACCGUUACAAAAACAACGCAACCGCAUGACGAUUGGCAAGAAGAAGAAGCAAUUCCGAACGCAAGAAUGAACGGCGACGAAUCGUUAACGUUUUAA
Messenger RNA from Anisakis simplex (herring worm), 333 nucleotides. The record is from the annotation of a GenBank genome assembly. NCBI's taxonomy places the organism in Eukaryota, Metazoa, Nematoda, Chromadorea, Rhabditida, Anisakidae.